Molecule: messenger RNA, 1825 nt
Organism: Nerophis lumbriciformis (worm pipefish)
Lineage: Eukaryota; Metazoa; Chordata; Actinopteri; Syngnathiformes; Syngnathidae
Gene: spry1
Product: sprouty homolog 1, antagonist of FGF signaling (Drosophila)
Biological process (GO): multicellular organism development; animal organ development; negative regulation of fibroblast growth factor receptor signaling pathway
Cellular component (GO): membrane; cytosol
Source: RefSeq, a predicted model, not a curated record
GGAGCCGAACCUCCGUCACAUUCUCGCCUCUUCUCGCUCCGCACGCACUUUGCUCGCCGUCGACGCGCACUUGGCGGACCUCUCCACCCGGGACUCGUACAAGCUUCGUCCCGGACGGACUUCGGCGGCCUUCCCACGCUGAAAAGAAAGAAAAGGAAGACGUGUUUUUUGCUGUGGAUUUACUGUCUUGCGUGCGAUGAACUUUGCCAGAAGAAAAGUGCGAGACUAGAAGUUUGGAUUACUGCGCGACUUGGAAGGAUUUUUCCCCACUUUGGAUCUUAGCAACUGGCUGCUUGAUGGAUUGGAGCCUCCGGACUACUUUUAGGUUCUCCGAUGCACGCCAAGUCCACGGUGAAUGUCGGAAGUGGUGAUCCCCCCAGAUGGAGCUCCAAAGUCAACACGGCCCCGGCGGUUCGUUAGCGCUGAUCCGGCAGCCUUCCCAGAGGUCGGAUUACGAGCGGGACUUCCAGCAUGCCGCCAUCCUCUCCCUGGACCAGAUCAAGGCCAUCCGCUCCAGCAACGAGUACACGGAGGGGCCCUCGGCUGCGGCGCGGCGGCCCCCGGCGCCCCGCAUGCCGCCCAGGCCCCGGGAGAAGCAGGAGAGGACUCACGAGGUCAUCCUGGUGAAUGUGAACAACAACUAUGAGCGCCGGGGGUCCGGGCACCACCACCACCACCAUGGUGGUCCCCGGGUGCCGGGGCUGAGUCGCUCCACCAGCACGGGGAGCGCCGCCAGCUCUGGGAGCAACGGCAGCGCCUCCUCCGAGCAGGGACUCCUGGCUCGCUCGCCCCCCGCCAGGUUGGGCUCGGAGCGGCCCGUGCGGACCCAACCCAAGCCGAGCGCCCUAUUCCCCCCGCCCCCGCUUAAACCGGACUCCGCCAAGGAGGCCUGGGCGCCCGCCGCCGGGCACCAGUUCAUCUGCGAGCGCUGCGGCAAGUGCAAAUGCGGCGAGUGCACGGCGCCCCGCGCCCUGCCGGCGUGUCUGGCGUGCGGCGGGCAGUGCCUGUGCUCGGCGGAGAGCGCCCUGGAGCACGGCACCUGCAUGUGCCUGGUGAAGGGCGCCUUCUACCACUGCUCCAACGACGACGAGGGCGACUCCUGCGCCGACCACCCCUGCUCGCCGUCGCGCUCGCACUGCUGCCCGCGCUUCCUCUGCAUGGGGCUGAUGUCGCUGCUCUUCCCCUGCCUGCUGUGCUACCCGCCCGUCAAGGGCUGCCUGCGGGCGUGCCAGGGCUGCUACGACCGCGCCAAGCGCCCCGGCUGCCGCUGCAAGAACUCCAACACCGUGUACUGCAAGCUGGAGAGCUGGGCGCCGCGCAAGCCCUCCUGAUCGCCGCAAAAGACGACACGGGCGAAUGUUUACGGAACAUUCCGAGGAGCAACCACUCGAGUCUUCUCUCCUGGAUCCGGGUUUUACACACCAGUGUUUGCCUUAAGCCCCGCCCCCUCCUCCUCUCACCUGUGAAGGACCAUCUUGUCGGCCAUGAUGUAGCUAACAGCAGCUGACGUUGCAUUAUUGCAAUAUUACCUUCCCUUCUGUACAUUAAGCUGAAACAAAACACCCAUAAGAGGAAAUAAUUCUGGCUAUUUUUCUCUCUCCAAAUGUUUUUUUUUUGUCGUUGUUGUUGUACAAAAUAUUUAUUAUGUGAAGCUCUAUUAUUUUAUGAUAUUUAUUGCAAGAGACAGUCUUAAAUGUUACUCCAUUAUAACAAGAACUAUCGAAUACUUAGUGAACGAGGGCGGCACAAAAGCAAAAAAAAGUAUGUUAACUUUAAUGCAGAAAAAUAUAUGAAUGGAAAAAAAAGGAGCACUGUGUUUGUCUUG